CUUUGAUCUGCAAUUUAAUUUGCUUCGCUUUUUUGUUUUGGACAUAUUGCUCGAUUGUUUGUCGAGUCUAACAUCGCUAUGUUCUCUUGGAUUCGGCUCCUCGGAGCCCUUCUUCUACUUGCCUCUGUGGCUCACGCGCAGUUCCAGUUCUUUGAGCAUAUGUUUGGAGGUGGCGGCGGUGGUGGUGGUGGUCACCAGGGUCGUCAGCAGGCGGCGCAGAAUGUUCCGAGUGAUAGCUCGCGGUAUCAGAGUCAGUGGGAUUCAGCCCAUUGCGAUAAAUACCUCUGUCCUGGUACCCUCGCAUGCGUCCAUUUCCCGCACCAUUGCCCGUGUCCGCACCCCGAUGUCGAAGAGAAGGUUGAACUUGGCGAAGGAAGUGCCGUUUGUGUGUCAAAGGGAGGAUACAAGGCGGGUGAGGCGGCGCGGAAGAUUGAGUUGGCGCGCAAGGGUCUUUUGUGAUUGAGGUUGGACGAGAUGAUAUGUGUGUCGCUAGCAGCUUGAUUGGGAAAGCAUUGGUGUCGGUGUUUGCGCCGAUUGGUUCUGGAUAUUUUUGGGGGAGCCUGCUGUUCAGGAUGUCAUUUCUAAGACCUGCGCAUUGAACUGUGUCGCGGUUCAGUGGCUCUUGCAGCAUCAUUGCCUUGUUUGUGUCAAAGCGCUCUCGGAUAUUGCACAUGCAGUUGCUUUUGUGCUUGAAUAGCCAGCAGCUCGAAUUUUGGGUCAUCGCCUUGCGAUUGAGUUGUUGAUCAGAGGCACCAGACCAUACCUGAUUCAUACGUUCUGGACCUCAGUGCUUACUUCCCGGCGUGGUCAUAG
Messenger RNA from Aspergillus eucalypticola CBS 122712, 813 nucleotides. RefSeq names its product protein lcl2 (gene lcl2). NCBI's taxonomy places the organism in Eukaryota, Fungi, Ascomycota, Eurotiomycetes, Eurotiales, Aspergillaceae. The record is from RefSeq and is a predicted model, not a curated record. The transcript is spliced from 2 exons. Bases 79 to 459 code for a protein of 126 amino acids.